Cyprinus carpio (common carp) is the source of this 1927-nucleotide messenger RNA. RefSeq names its product GDP-L-fucose synthase-like. NCBI's taxonomy places the organism in Eukaryota, Metazoa, Chordata, Actinopteri, Cypriniformes, Cyprinidae. The record is from RefSeq and is a predicted model, not a curated record. Gene Ontology annotation, biological process: nucleotide-sugar biosynthetic process. The transcript is spliced from 9 exons. Gene Ontology annotation, molecular function: GDP-L-fucose synthase activity. The coding region runs from base 16 to 981 and encodes 321 amino acids.
CUCUCUCUCUGUCAGAUGGACGGUUCAGUUGGGCCGAUGCGAGUGUUGGUGACGGGCGGCAGUGGGCUGGUGGGGCGAGCGAUAGAACGGGUGGUGAAAGAGGGUGGAGGGAGAGAAGGAGAAAAAUGGAUAUUCCUGUCAUCCAAAGAGGCCAAUCUUGUGAGCGCUGAAGAGACGAGAGCAGCCUUCAAGAAACAUCGUCCGACGCACGUCAUUCAUUUAGCUGCAAUGGUGGGCGGACUCUAUAGAAACAUGAGACAGAACCUGGACUUCUGGAGGAAUAAUGUGCACAUCAAUGACAAUGUGCUGAACAUGUCUCAUGAGUUCGGCGUGGUGAAGGUCGUUUCCUGUCUGUCUACGUGUGUUUUUCCAGAUAAAACCACCUACCCUAUAGAUGAGACCAUGAUGCACAACGGUGCCCCCCAUGACUCUAAUUACGGUUAUGCUUACGCCAAACGCAUGAUUGACGUCCACAACAGGGCGUUAUUUCAGCAGUACGGUUUGAAAUACACAGCCGUCAUCCCCACCAACAUGUUUGGAGCCCAUGAUAACUUCAACAUUGAGGACGGUCACGUGAUGCCGGGGUUGAUCCACAAGACAUACCUGGCCAAGAAGGAAGGUAAACCUCUGCAUGUCUGGGGCUCGGGUCGCGCUCUGCGGCAGUUCAUCUAUUCUCUGGAUCUGGCUCGUCUGUUUCUGUGGGUUCUGAGGGAGUACGACGAGGUGGAGCCCAUCAUUCUGUCAGUCGGGGAGGAGGAUGAGUUGACUGUAAAGGAUGCUGUGGACGCUGUGGUUGAAGGAUUCGGGUUCAAAGGGGAAGUGAUUUAUGACACUAGUAAAUCAGACGGUCAGAUCAAGAAAACCGCCAAUAACGCCAAACUACGCAAAUACCUGCCAGACUUCAAGUUCACGCCGUUCAAACAAGCCGUCAAGGAGACGUGUGAUUGGUUUGCGGCCAAUUAUGACACCGCCCGUAAAUGAAGAUCUUCUCAUCCGAUUGGCUGUGGCGAGCUUGAACACCAUUCAACACUGGAAACCAAACAAUGACUGAUUGUACACUUUCAAUAACCCUUAAUCAUUUUUACGAAGACAAAAUCAUUGGACACUGCCAUCGAGGCCUACUAAUUUCAUCCCUUAAAACUCAUCUUUGAUACUUUGAUGUAAAUCAUUUCUUUGUCUUAAAAAUGGCUUGAAUGUAACUCUACACCCUUACCUCAUUGAGUAUGCGCCAAACCAUGAAUAUGCUUAUUAGUCCCCGCCUCCACUCAAUCGCACCAUCUCGGACCUGCUUCAUUUUCACUCAAUUACAGCAUUCAAAGUGCGCUCCCUUUAAAAUAACUGAAAAGCAGUCACCUGUCUUAGUUCAUCGCGAUCUCACAAGGUUCUGUUAUAAACAAUGAAGCUUUACACAGCACAGUGAAUCUGUUAAUCACAUCACGUUUAUACUUUGUUAAAUGAGAGAAUUCGCGAGUGUGCAGAACUCUUGAGCUGAACUCCGGCAUUGUGUGGAUUAUGACUAACUUAAACACCACUGAUUGGCCAAGUCUGUGAUUGGCUGCAUUACUCAACGCUGCAAAAACGUGUAAAUAGAAGCCUUUGAACUGAUAUUAAGUCACACCCCGCAAGUUGAUGGGGUUGGUUACAUGUUUGUGACGUAGUCUUUGUUACACCGCAGUUUUAAUGAGAAAAUGGUCAUCAGUAGUCUUGAGUGAUGAAUUCUUUAACCAUAUUAAAAACACAAGACACACACAAUCAAACAGGGUUAGGGUUUUGAUUUUCACACGUUUUAUUCGUGCUCUGUACUGUGAGUGGUGCUGUACAUUUCCUGCUGUUUUUUCCGGUCUGUCAAACAGGGCAUUUUCUGGGUUUGUUUUCUAAUGAUAUGUACUGUACAUUUUAACAAUACACUCACUCAUAUUUAAAAGAA